AUUCCCCCCUCCGACCGCCUUCAGAUCUCCGAUCUAAAUUCCCACCCCCGCCCUCGCCCCCGCCGCGUCUCCGUUCUCUCUGCGUCGCCUCCUCCUUCCUCCACCUCCUCCUGCGCCGCUGCCCUCGAGAGCCCCCGCGGCGGGCCAUGGAGCCGGAUGUGAGCUUCGAGACAGGCUCCAUGAUCCGGAUCGCCGUCCUACCCGUCGGCGGCUCAAUCCCACACCCGCGGUUGCGUUCUUACGUGGAGAUGCUGGGCCGCCACACCCGGAUCGACCUCUCCUCUAUCAGCUCCUUCUACUCGGAGCACCAGAAGAGCCCCUUCACCCACCAGCCAUGGGAGACGGGCAGCCUGCGCUUCAAGUUCAUGCUGGGCGGCGCCCCGCCCAGCGCCUGGGAGGACUUCCAGUCCUGCCGCAAGAUCCUUGCUGUCAUCGGCCUCUGCCACUGCCCCGCCUCCCCCGACCUCGAUCUCGUCGCUGACCAGUUCGCCACUGCCUGCAAAGCCUACACCUCAGCACUAGCCAAGCGCUGCUUCGCCUUCUUUCCUACCGAUUCCCAGUUAGAGGAAGGGGACAAUAAAAGAGAGAACAUUCUAUUGUUUCCUCCUUCUGAUCAAAAGACACAAGAAUUCCACAUGCUCACCAUGAUGCAAGAUCUUGCUGCUUCCUUGUUGAUGGAGUUUGAGAAAUGGGUUCUUCGUGCAGAAUCAGCUGGAACCAUAUUGAAGACACCCUUGGACUCUCAAUCUAGUCUUGGUUCAGAGGAGUUUAUCAAAGCAAAGAAAAGGAGGCUUGCCCGUGCACAAAAAACGAUAGGGGAUUACUGCAUGUUAGCAGGAUCACCUAUUGAUGCUAAUGCACAUUAUUCCACUGCAAUAGAGCUGGCCAGGUUAACUGGGGAUAUAUUCUGGCAUGCAGGGGCUAUGGAGGGUAGUGUUUGUGCCUUGCUGGUUGAUCGAAUGGAUCAUAAGGAUCCUCUUUUAGAAGAGGAAGUCAAGUACCGCUAUUACAAUGUUAUUCAGCUCUAUAGGAGAUCUUAUCUACAGGAUAAUGCACAAAGAGUUUCAACAGUGAGCUUUGAACUAGAGGCCGCACUGAAGUUAGCUAGAUACCUUUGCCGGCGUGAACUUGCUAAGGAGGUUGUCGACUUGUUGAUGAGUGCUGCUGAUGGUGCAAAGUCCCUGAUUGAUGCAAGUGAUCGCUUAAUAUUAUAUGUUGAAAUAGCAAGAUUGUUUGGAACUCUUGGCUAUCAACGGAAGGCAGCCUUCUUUUCACGACAAGUAGCUCAAUUGUACUUGCAGCAGGAUAAUGCCUGUGCUGCUAUGAGUGCUAUGCAAGUUUUGACUAUGACUUCAAAUGCUUAUCACGUCCAAAGUAGAAGGAACAGCCAAAAGAUGUGUCCAUCAUCCCAAGAUCUUGGAGCAAGUCAUGGUGAUGGCGGAAAAAUGCACCCUUUAUCAAUAGUCUCCUUGUUUGAGUCUCAGUGGAGCACCAUACAAAUGGUUGUUUUGAGAGAGAUACUGAUGUCCUCUGUUCGUGCUGGUGAUCCUCUUGCUGCAUGGAGUGCUGCAGCUCGUCUACUUAGAUCAUUUUAUCCGCUCAUUACGCCUGCUGGUCAGAGUGGGCUUGCAAGCUCACUUGCAAACUCUGCAGAAAGACUUCCAUCAGGCACACGCUGUGCCGAUCCUGCCCUUCCUUUUAUCAGGUUGCAUUCGUUUCCUCUCCAUCCUUCACAAACAGAUAUCAUAAAGCGCAAUCCACAAAAAAAGGAGUGGUGGACUGGUUCAGCACCUUCUGGACCAUUUAUUUACACUCCUUUCAGCAAGGGGACCAUCUCUGAUUGCAAUAAACAAGAGCUUACAUGGAUUGUAGGAGAACCAGUUCAGGUUUUAGUGGAAUUGGCAAAUCCAUGUAGCUUUGACCUUAUGGUUGAAAGUAUUUAUCUCUCAGUUCAUUCUGGAAACUUUGAUGCUUUUCCUGUAAGUGUGAGUCUGCCACCUAAUACUUCCAAGGUGAUCUUAUUGUCUGGGAUUCCAACAAAAGUUGGAGCAGUUUCAAUACCAGGAUGCAUUGUCCAUUGCUUUGGUGUGAUUACAGAGCACCUAUUCAGGGAUGUUGACAACUUACUUCUUGGGGCAUCACAGGGCCUUGUUCUUUCUGACCCUUUCAGAUGCUGUGGCUCUACCAAACCAAAAAACAUGUCCGCUCCAAACAUAUCUGUGGUGCCCCCUCUACCUCUGCUAGUUUCCCACGUGGUAGGAGGGAAUGGUUCUACCAUCUUGUAUGAAGGUGAAAUUCGUGAUAUUUGGACAAGUCUAACGAAUGCUGGGACUGUACCAAUUGAGCAAGCACACAUUGCAUUAUCAGGGAAAAACCAGGAUUCUGUUAUUUCAAUUGCACAUGAUGUUCUGUUAUCAUCUCUUCCUCUGAAACCUGGUGGAGAAGUGACUAUUCCAGUAACUGUAAAAGCAUGGCAGCUGAGCUUGACGGAUUCUGAAUUUGAUGCUAGCAAGAGCUCCUCUGGAAGUGCACGAAGAAUAUCCAAGGAAGGAAGCAGCCCGUUGUUGGUUAUUUAUUAUGCGGGUCCAUGGACAAGUCCUGAUGAAUCAAAUGGCAGUGGCAAUUCUGUGCCACCAGGAAGGCGCUUGGUUGUCCCAUUAAAUGUGUGUGUUCUUCAGGGCUUGCGCUUUGUAAGGGCACGCUUGCUCUCAAUGGAAUUUCCGGCACGUGUGAGCGAGGCACUUCCUAAGCAAAUUUAUGGUGAGAAUGGUAUAACUGAAGAACUAAAAUCAGUGAACCAAAAUGACAGUUUGGUUAAGAUUGAUCCAUAUAGAGGAAGUUGGGGUUUGCGACUUCUUGAACUAGAACUGUCUAAUCCCACAGAUGUAGUCUUUGAGGUCAAUGUCUCAAUGCAGUUGGAUAGUCAACAGAGUGAGCAUGGCAUGGCAAAUUUCAGUAAUGAAGACAUUGACUUUGGGUACCGUAAAACCAGAAUUGAUCGUGACUAUUCUGCAAGAGUGUUAAUACCCAUGGAGCAUUUCAAACUACCUGUUCUUGAUGCUUCCUUCUUUUCAAAAGAUGCUCAAGUCAAUAAUCUUCUAGGAAAUAAAUUUUCUAGCACAGCAGAAAGGAAUGCAAAGGCUGAGCUGAAUGCUUCCAUCAACAAUUUAAUAUCCAAAAUAAAAGUGAGAUGGCAUUCAGGACGAAAUAGCUCAGGAGAGUUGAACAUCAAAGAUGCCACUCAAGCAGCAUUGCAAGCAUCGAUCAUGGAUAUAUUACUGCCGGACCCUUUAACCUUUGGUUUCAGGUUGGGUGAAAAUGGAACUGCAUCAGAAAAUAUUGUUUCUCCUGAAGAGUCCAGUAUAUCAGACAAUCCCCCUGGCCAGCCUGGUAGUAGGAAUGUUGCAAGAGCUAAAGGUUCUGUCUUGGCUCACGAGAUGACUCGUAUGGAGGUCAUCAUUCGGAAUAACACAAAGGAAAGGAUUAAAAUGAGCCUUAAUGUUUCAUGCAGAGAUGUAGCAGGAGAGAAUUGCAUUGAAGGAAAUAAAGCAACUGUUCUAUGGGCUGGUACCCUCAGUGAUAUCAGUCUGGAGGCUCCUCCACUCCAAGAUAUAACACAUUCCUUUGCCCUGUACUUUCUUGUGCCAGGGGAUUACACACUUCUUGCAGCUGCCGUCAUAAAUGAUGCAACCGAUGUCCUGAGGGCUCGUGCAAAAUCGGACUCAUCUGAUGAGCCAAUAUUUUGUCGUGGAUCCCCAUUUCAUGUCCAUGUUGUCGGGACUGCCUAAUGCCUACCUGUGUGGCACAAAUUGGUUAGUUUUUCCGAUUGUCUUUGUAUUUGUUGAUACAAACAGAAAAACCAUUCAGAUUUGAUUUUUGUUUGAUGGGAGGCUUUGCUCACAUGCUUUAUUUUA
Messenger RNA from Musa acuminata AAA Group (dessert banana), 3914 nucleotides. Its product is annotated as trafficking protein particle complex II-specific subunit 120 homolog. Lineage: Eukaryota; Viridiplantae; Streptophyta; Magnoliopsida; Zingiberales; Musaceae. Gene Ontology annotation, cellular component: trans-Golgi network. The transcript has 10 exons. Bases 147 to 3788 code for a protein of 1213 amino acids. The record is from RefSeq and is a predicted model, not a curated record.